Ceratina calcarata is the source of this 1878-nucleotide messenger RNA. Its product is annotated as esterase E4-like. The coding region runs from base 70 to 1758 and encodes 562 amino acids. The transcript has 8 exons. Lineage: Eukaryota; Metazoa; Arthropoda; Insecta; Hymenoptera; Apidae. The record is from RefSeq and is a predicted model, not a curated record.
CGCAUCAGUGCUCUUGGGAGCACGCGUUGCACCAGUUUAAGCGACUCAUCCUGCUGUCGAAGCUCCGACAUGAACGGUGCUUUGGUAUUUUUCCUCGUUGCUUCGGUUUGCUUCGUCGCUGCUGAAAAAUCGUCCGAUGAUCAACCCUUAGUCGCUGCUCCGAUAGGAAAAAUUCGUGGUUCCAUACUGACUUCUAGAUUAGGGAGAAAGAUCUAUUCGUUUCGCGGCGUGAGGUAUGGAGAACCGCCUACCGGGCAUCAACGUUUCCAACCUCCGAUCCCAGCGAAGGAUUGGGAAAACUUUUUCGAUGCAUCCGAGGAAGGGCCCAGCUGUCCUUACCCCGACGGAGUUCUACAGUCGGAGGACUGUUUGCGUUUGAACGUGUACACUACUAAGUUGCCGAGCAAAACGGAGAACGUGUCGAGGCCGGUUAUGAUAUUCAUACAUCCGGGCGGGUUUUACAGUUUCUCGGGCCAGAGUGUUCUGUGGGGACCGCAAUACAUAAUGGAUCAAGACAUCGUCUUGGUCACGAUCAAUUAUCGUAUCGGAGUGUUAGGUUUCCUAAGUACCGGUGACAGCUUGCUGCCAGGCAACAUGGGCCUGAAGGACCAGGUUGCAGCUUUUCGUUGGGUUCAAAGGAAUAUCGGCGCGUUCGGUGGCAAUCCGAACUCCGUUACCUUGGUGGGUGACAGCGCCGGAAGUUUCAGUAUAAUGCUGCACAUGGUGUCGCCGAUGUCCACAAACCUGUUUCACAGAGCAAUCUGUAUGAGCUCUUCGGCUAUGGGUCCGGAUCCUUAUUCCACUAUUUCGCAAAAUGGGCAGAAAGAGCUCGCUAAAAAGCAGGCGGAACUGAUAGGUUGUCCCACCGAUACGACCGGUUCCAUGUUACUUUGCUUCUACUCCAAACCGGUGGAGAACUUUACCAACACGCUUGAUUCCUUAUUUGAUUGGUACCAAGCUCCUGUCGUGCUCCUGAAGCCAACCGUGGAACCAGAAUCUAGCAAAACCGAGAGAUUCUUAACAGCACAACCGUACGAUUUGAUCGUUCAAAGAAAGUUCACGAAUGACGUACCUCUUAUUCUCGGUGUUACGCAAGGCGAAUUUGGCGGAAUAGCUUAUUUAUACACCGAUCCCAUGCUUCGCGAACUGGAUCAAAAUUGGACCACUCUAGCGCCGAUCGUGUUUCAGUACGAACGCGACACCCCGCGUUCGAAUUAUAUCAGCAAAGAGUUGCGCAAGUUUUAUUUCAAAGAUCAGCCCAUCGACAAGAACAACCUGAAGGGUCUCCACGAUAUAUACACCGAUUCCAUAGUUACAUUCCCGAUGUACAGAGCAGCGAAAUUGUUUGCCACGUAUUCUGAUCGACCUGUGUACUUCUAUAAGUUCACGUACCAAGGACGAUACAGUUUUCGAAUGUACAACGACACGACUCCAAUUGAUGUGGAUCAUCAGGAUGAUCUGCAGUAUAUUUUCUACAUAAAACAAUUGUUCCCGUACUUUGAGAGCAAUGCGCCUGAAAUUCCAAUGGUGGAGAUCAUGACAAGUAUCUGGCCCAGCUUCGUGAAGACCGGUGAACCGAUACCCAAGGACAACGAUAAACUGAAGAACGUUAAAUGGUCCACAUACGUGCCCGCGCAAACCAAUUUCUUGGACAUAAAUCUACGGCCGACUAUGAAAAACGUCUUCUUCCCUGAGAGAAUGCGCGAAUGGGAGAAACUGUUUCCCUUGCCCUCGGCUUCAAAAAUGGUCAAGCACUAACGCCGAUCAUUUAAUGAUAUAUAUUAAGGGGCGCGGUAGCGGCCCGAAGGCAAGUUUGAGGCCCGUCAUAUAUUACUGUAUUGUGUAAUGGUGUUGCAAUAAACAAGAAAAUAUAAGAAA